Molecule: messenger RNA, 2241 nt
Organism: Cylindrotheca closterium
Lineage: Eukaryota; Bacillariophyta; Bacillariophyceae; Bacillariales; Bacillariaceae
Source: the annotation of a GenBank genome assembly
AUGAUGUCCAAUGGCCCAAGAGCUCGUCGAACGGCCACCAAACGAAUUCAGCAGAGCGAUGGCAGUAGCGCAUCCACGAGCACGGAGAAUAAUAAUACUCUACACAGUUCCAUCAUGGCAUCUGAAACAAAUGUCGUGAAUGGAAUGCCAUUGCCCCCGUCAGCAGCAUCCGCGUCCUUAUCAGGUACCACCAGUGUACCAAUCACCAAUCGUGCUUCAUCCACAACAAUACUAAUGAAUGGCAAUCAUACCAAGCCUAAUCAUCCAUCUACAAAGAGACUGCGACGAAAGCGAAAAAUAGGACAAGAAUCUACCAUUUCCUUGACAAGAAUAAUAGUUUUCAUAUUGGUAUUUUUGUCUGCGGCGUGGCUGGGUUGGAUCAUUGCCGCGAGGAUCUUUCUCGGAUCAUCAGAUGACGAGGUCAUGGUGUCGAAGGAACGAGCCUUUGAUGGAAAUAAUGGUCUGGAGGAAGCUCCAUUUUCAAUUUUGGUAAUUGGAGGAAGCGAUGGAUCUGGUACUCGUGCUUUUUGUUGGGCGUUGCAACAGCUGGGAGUCGUUCUAUUGGUCGACGACAAGCAUACGAUGGAUAUUGAGGCCAGUCAAUUGUUUGGCCGAACUGGCUGGCCAGGAUUCGUCAAGUAUGUCAUGGAGCAAACGAAAGGAUCUUUAGAUUAUACGUGGGACGACUUGUCACCAGACGCAAAAAAAGUACUCAAGCACGAAGUCGGUCGGUUUCUGAAGCAUUUGAAGUUGGUGUAUGAGAAUAUGAAAAUUCGAAGAGCACACGCAGAAAAACAGGACAAGAACCAUGGUGGGUCCAUUUCCAUACCGAUCAAGGCUCAAAGGAUUCACUUUGCCAUCAAGGCACCUGCUAGUAUGCUGGUUUUGCCCGUCUUGCAACAUGUCUUUGAGUACGAAUUGAAAUUCCCGGUAGCCUUCUUGCACGUCGUUCGGGAUGGAAGGGAUGUCAGCCUUUCCCAGAAUCAGUCCCCGGCACAGAAGUUUUUCAAUGCCACCUUCCCCAAUGAUUAUGUACAACGGAUGGACCAAUGGAAGGACGAUUUGUACAAUGUUCGAGCUAUGCAAUUAUGGAACAACUGGAAUGUACAAGUUUGGAACAAUCAUCACCCACCAGGGCAUCCGAAUCAUGACCAACUGCCCAGCGAACAAUUGAACUACAACAAGAAGUAUUUGUUGGUCCGGUCAGAAGAUUUGGUACAUAGUAAAUGGGACGUCAUGCAAGCGCUACAUCAAUUUGUCGAUUCUUCCAUGCCGUUGGAGAACCUAUGCUGUCAAAGCCAUGAAAAGGACAAGGACUUGGGCGAGUCGGUACAUUUUGCGGAUACUGCCAAGAAUCAUGGUCCAUUGCAUCCACAUCGUCAUCUUCGUAAACCUCCGAGGGGUCGUGGUCACAAUUGGGGUGGAUUCCAGGGCAACGACGGAGGCGAUGUAACUGGUGAUACCAAGCCUGUGUUGAACCUUAUCGAUUGGGUCAAAGAAUCAGAAAGAGCAUUAAAACGAGAACGACAAAGAGAUCCGCGAAGAGCUAUAGAGGAUGCAGGGUCGGACUCGUACACGUUGGAUGAUUUGAUGAAUCAGGGAGUUCCUCUCUUCAAGCGAUACAUUGAAGAAAAGCAGGGCAACAUGGUGGUGAAACAUUUGGAAGAACUAGUAAAGGUGGCUCGCGGCAAACUUGACGCAGAUUACAAGGAAUGGAAACAAAAGUUUACGACACGGAAUCGAUCAGUUGAUGCCGAGCAGCAAAAUGUUUUCUACACCAGGACGGGGAAUGCGAUUUUGGAUCAAGCACGAAACUUGCAACAUGCACGCAUGGCUUUGUUCUCGCGAAGGAACGAGAUUGAAACGGACAGUUCUUAUGACCGUCCAUCAGACAAGGUCGUCAAAGAUAUUAUGAAGGAUCUCAUCAAGCGAUUGCACAUGUUGGAAGAUGAUGGGGUCCAGCAUGCCUUUGCAAGAGGACAAGGAGGAGAGGAAGGCGGAGAAGGAUAUGUCGAUAGGACUGUUCUGGAAAAGAGAUAUGGGAAAUGGCAGGGACUAUUGGAAAAUAAGCCAGACCUUUCCAAAUAUUUGCAUCAAGAGGGAGCCCAGGGUCUGGAGCACUUUGGCUAUGAACCGUAUCAAGAUUUUGUAUAUCCAACUCUAGAAUACCAAUGCACUCAAGAACAGUUGCUGGAAUGCAAACCCGGCGAAGAAAAGCAAGUUGUACCGUCCUUACUUUGA